AUGCUUAUUGGAGAAGCCGAGCACUGGUGGAGAGGUACCCAUUAUAUGCUGACUGCCAGAGGGGUGGUUGUGGACUGGGAUUGCUUCAGGCGGAUGUUCUUGGAGAAGUACUUCCCUGAGAGUGUAAGACAUGCCAAGGAAGCUAAGUUCAUGCGCUUACACCAAGGAAGGAUGACCGUUUCUGAAUAUGCGAUGAAAUUCAAGCACCUAGCUCGUUUUUAUUCGCAAGGCAUCGCCGAGGCUUGGAAGUGUCAGAAGUUUGCUGGGGGAUUGGAAUAUGAUCUGGAGAGGGUGGUGGUGCCUAUGGCCAUCACUGAAUUUCCAGCCUUGGUGGAGAAGGCGGAGGCGAUUGAGCGGUUGGGAGGUGGUAGCCGUGGGGGGAAGACUGUUGAGGGGCCAUCCGGGCAACCUUCUGGUACUGCUGGUGGUGGAGGCCAGGGUGGAGGUGCUACCCUGAGAUGUUACAGGUGUGGAGGGUCCCAUAUGAUUAGGGAUUGCCCCCACACCGAGAAUCGGUGUUUUAGAUGCCAACAGAUGGGCCAUGUAUCUUUCAACUGCCCCACCGGAAACAGACCGGAGAGGAAUACUCGGAGGAGUGAUGCUUAG
Cajanus cajan (pigeon pea) is the source of this 606-nucleotide messenger RNA. Lineage: Eukaryota; Viridiplantae; Streptophyta; Magnoliopsida; Fabales; Fabaceae. The record is from RefSeq and is a predicted model, not a curated record.